AUGCUCCCAGUAGGAGAGCUUAUAACCGUAUACUUAUAUAUGCUAGUUGGUCUAUUGUUGGUGAGGCUGAGCUUCCCUUAUCCCUCAUUAUUCUCCGCCUAUUGAUGGUUAAGGGGGAGCAGGUUCCCCAGAUGCUGGCAGCAUUGUCUCCCUCUGUGACUGAUACAUGUUCAUUGAGUGUUACAGUUGCACAGAAGAAUUCUCCAGCAACAGCUCAUUGUGCAACCAUGUAACAUCACCAUUGUGCAUCCCUGCAUUGUUUUGUAUCAUUGCCUGCAGUGUAUACACUCUAAUCCAGCAGGGAGUCUAUGAUUUGGGUAUAAACAGUUAACCACCUAUCCCCCCCCUUACCCUUCACUUUGCUGAAUGCCAAGCUCUCCUCCUUCCCAUCUCAAUGGAAGUGCAGGCAGCACUGGUGAGGUCACCACACGAGGAAGGGGGAGGAAUGCGUGGCUUGUACCUUCUCCACUACCUCUUAAAGGGACAGCGUCCUUCCAUCGUCAACACAAGAGGCUGUUCGUGUCUCUGAAAGCGCUUGAAGAUUAAUCUGCCAUGACUACAGCAAGAUACAGGCCUACGUGGGAUUUGGCUCUGGAACCAUUGGUUUCCUGCAAGCUUUGCCUUGGAGAAUAUACAGUUGAACAAAUGACCACGAUAGCACAAUGCCAGUGCAUUUUCUGUACCCUGUGUUUAAAACAGUAUGUGGAACUUCUAAUCAUGGAAGGCUUAGAAACUGCAAUCAGCUGUCCCGAUGCAAGUUGUCCAAAGAGAGGUCAAUUACAAGAGAAUGAGAUUGAAUGUAUGGUUGCAGCAGAAAUUAUGCAAAAGUAUAAGAAGUUGCAGUUUGAAAAAGAAAUCCUCUUGGAUCCGUGCAGAACGUGGUGUCCCUCGUCAUCGUGUCAGGCUGUUUGUAAACUCCAAGAGAAAAGCCUUCAGAAUCCACAACUAGUACAGUGCACAGCUUGUGACAUUGAGUUCUGCUCGGCCUGUAAGGCCAACUGGCACCCGGGGCAAGGAUGCCCAGAAACCAUGUCAAUCACGUUUCUUCCAGGAGAUUCAAGUUCUGUCUUUAAAAGCCUUGAAGAUAAAGUGCCGAUCAAGCGCUGCCCCAAAUGUAAAGUCUAUAUAGAGCGGGAUGAAGGUUGCGCGCAGAUGAUGUGCAAGAACUGUAAGCAUGCGUUCUGCUGGUACUGCCUGGAAUCCCUUGAUGAUGAUUUCCUGCUCAUACAUUACGAUAAGGGGCCUUGUCGGAACAAACUGGGCCAUUCCAGGGCGUCUGUCAUUUGGCACAGAACUCAGGUUGUGGGCAUAUUUGCAGGAUUCGGCCUAUUACUGCUAGUAGCGUCACCGUUCUUGUUACUGGCCACCCCUUUUGUUUUGUGUUGCAAAUGUAAAUGCUGCAAAGGGGAUGACGACCCACUACCAACUUAGCUAGGCUAUAUGUCUGCAGUAUAUCUUCCCAGAGCAAUUACUGUUGAAGGUUACUUUGCAUAUCGGAUCCUCCAUAUGAGCCUUACCCGUCUCAUUCAGCUUUCCCAGUCACAAAUGGUGCCAUUAUUCUAACAGCUGCUGUUGGUAAGGUGGCUGAGAUCACUCGGUUGAAUGUGAUUAAUGUGACUUACAGGAAUCCUUGAGGAGGAGAUGAAUGGAAUGUUUUUCACGUAAGACGGAGAGCUUGCACACAACAGAUUCUCAAGGCUUCUCUACAAUUGUACAUAAACCGGUCCAUUGUAUUUAAUA
Xenopus laevis (African clawed frog) is the source of this 1740-nucleotide messenger RNA. RefSeq names its product ring finger protein 144A S homeolog (gene rnf144a.S). Gene Ontology annotation, biological process: protein ubiquitination. The coding region runs from base 553 to 1431 and encodes 292 amino acids. NCBI's taxonomy places the organism in Eukaryota, Metazoa, Chordata, Amphibia, Anura, Pipidae. The transcript has 8 exons. Gene Ontology annotation, cellular component: cytoplasm; membrane. The record is from RefSeq and is a predicted model, not a curated record. Gene Ontology annotation, molecular function: ubiquitin protein ligase activity; ubiquitin-protein transferase activity; zinc ion binding.